This is a messenger RNA of Carassius auratus (goldfish), 3466 nucleotides long. Its product is annotated as mesothelin-like protein. Gene Ontology annotation, cellular component: cell surface. Lineage: Eukaryota; Metazoa; Chordata; Actinopteri; Cypriniformes; Cyprinidae. Bases 1 to 3027 code for a protein of 1008 amino acids. The transcript is spliced from 22 exons. The record is from RefSeq and is a predicted model, not a curated record. Gene Ontology annotation, biological process: cell-matrix adhesion.
AUGGUGAGCCGCUGGGAAUCUGUGGGUUGGCCCGGCAGGGGUGUUGUCCUGCGUCUGGCCUGGAGCUCUGAAGCUGGACGUCCAGUCCGAGGUGGAUCAGUGGUUCGAGCAUCGACUCGUGCGAUACCUGCCUCUGCUCAGCUGGCAGCUCAUCAGUCCACACAGCUCCGCAGCGCCAGCCUGUCCUGCCCUACAGGAAACUGUGGCUCACCGCGCUGCUAUAACACCUCCGAUCCUCAGCUGAACUCCACAGAUUGGCUUGUGAGCUACAUUGGCAUCUUCAUCAGAUUCGUCAACCUGUCUGACCUCAACUCCUUCGUGUCGUCUGACCAGAUUGGUGUGUUCUUGGAGAACCCGGAGAACCUUCAGCUGCUCAAUGGCACCGUAACCAUCCAGUCCAGCGUAGCUAUCUACUAUGUGACACAGCUGUACAAUCAGAACCCGUCCUUCAACCCCGUCAGGCUGCCAGGUCAGUUCCUGUGUGCAGUCCCUUCAUUUGCAUUAGAGCUUUUAGGAGGCGCAGACAGUUUGGUGCUCAUCCAGCGGAUCAACGUGUUCUGUAAUGGAACCGAGAGCCCUGAGAUCACCUCUGCUCUCGCAGCCAAUCUCCCUUCGCUUUCCUCCUCCACCAUCCAGCUGCUCGGCAGUCAGAGCGUGGGCCUGACGGAGGCUCAGAUAAGCUCCGCCUCCUCUGAUGUCAUCAAGGGCGCGCUCUCGACCCUCAGCGCCGUCGACGGCUGGAAUCAGGGCCAAGCUAACGCCGUCAUACAGACUCUCAUCAAGUCUGACUUUCCAUUGAACACCGGCUCCUCGCUGCUGUCUCUCGGGACGCUCGUCAAAGGCGUUCCAGCAGAAACCAUCUCCAGCAUUGACCCUUCAGAGCUCCUGGCCAUAUCCCAAAAUCCCACAUUCCUCAGCAACAUCCUCUCAGCACCAGAAAUCCUGCAGCUGGUUUAUGUCACGAAGAUCGUGUCUAUAGAUGAAACUAAAGUCAUCGAGAACGUUCCGGACGUGUUGGCUGGCUUGAUCCCGCGUGUCUUGUUGAUCCCUCAGGAGUCUGUGAACAUCACACUGAUCAACCAGAAGCAAUGGACACAGGAGCAGGCCGUGAUGCUGUUCGGCUCCGUGGCGAGUGUCAGUGAGGACACUGAGGAGCUGUCUGAGGAGCUGCUGCAGGGCUUCACCUGCACGUCUGUCCGGACGCUGGCCGAGCCCAAGGUCAAGCAGCUGGUCAAAGCCUGCAGACGACGGCCAGGACGGCAGAAGGUCCAGCUGAAGGAGAGUCAGCUGAUGUGCAUGUACAACUAUAUGAAAGAUGAGCCUUCGCCAAGCUUCGCAGAUUUACCUUCAGACAUCCUGCUUUACUACAACUAUGAGAAGGUGGAGGAGGCGAACUGCCGCUCGUAUUUCAGCGCUGUGGGCACGGCAGAUUUCUCCGUUCUUUCCAGUGUCCUUGACAAACAGAAGACUCUGUUCAACAACGCACAGAGCUGUCUGGGUAUUUCGGAUCAAAGGCUGAGCAAGGAUCACGUGGAGGUUCUGGGUAACCUGACCUGCACUCUCGACGCCGUCUACAUCCAGAACUCUGACCCAGCCAUCAUUGAAAGCCUGAAGAAGUGUCACGAUCUGUCCGACACUCAGAUCAGCGCUGUGCAAUCACUGCUGCUCUCGGGAGAGACUGUCUAUGGGAACUCUUCUGCUUGGGAUCAGCAGACGCUGGAGAACCUCGACACCCUGCCGCUGUACUUUACUGACGACUUCUGGAGCCGCUUCAGCACGCCUCUGAAGAGGAGCUACAUGAAGGUGUUCAUGCCAUUCCUGAGGACCAGAAACACAGAGAAGCCGAAACUAAAGAAUCUCUUUAAGAAUUGCAACGCUGAGUUAGACGCUCGAAGCAGAAUCAGGCGCUCUGCAGACUGCACCGCGGGAAACAUCACAGAAGCCACCAUCGCAGACGCCUCAUUCCCGUUCGGAUACACCGUGGCCCAGUUCGACGCCUGUCUGAGCGCCAGGGUCCUCAGAGAUAACCUGGCCGCCGUCUCGGAGAAAGUGGACGACAACGACUUCCAGAGAAUCAUUCUGAGCAAGCUGAAGCAGGUGUAUCCGGCGGGACUCUCUGACAGCACACUGCAGCUGCUCGCAUCUGUCUCACGACAAGCCACGGUGGACGAGAUCAGGACCUGGAGCAUCACCAGCAUCGACGCGCUGACCGCACUGAUGGACUCACACAACGGAGGAUGGGACAAAGACAAGAGUAAGGAGGUGAUCCUCAGGUAUCUGAGUGUGCCCGGUCACACUUUAGGCACUAAUGAGCUGAACAUCAUCGGCUCGAACAUCUGUGCACUGAACAUCUCAACACUUCAGAGCGUUACAGCGAGAGACCUGAGCAAUGCAGAAGUUCUGGAUCUGUCCUCGUGCUCCUUUGAGCAGAAAUCAGUUCUGUACAGCACUGCCAACUCCUCGUUCAGAGCUCAGCGCAGCAACAGCCCGAUUUACUUCCACCUCAUCAGCCCUUACCUCGGUGGUGCUCCGGUUGAGGACGUGAGGGCUUUGGCCUCUUCUAACAUCACUAUGGACAUCAGCACCUUCAGAAGCCUCAGUGUACCUGUGGUGACGGGUCUGAGUGUGUCUGAUGUGCGUGCGCUCAUGGGUUCAACCGUGGCCGAUCUGAAGGUGUUUGAGAAUGACUCUGUGGUUCAGGCAUGGAUCUCCUCACAGCCGCAGUCUCAGUUAGACACGCUGAACCUGGGUCUGCGUGGAGGCCGAGCCGACCUGAGCACAUCCGCACCCAUCACCGUCCAAAACAACAACAGCAGCAGCACCGCUAACAGCAGCACCGCUAACAGCAGCACCGCUAACAACAGCAGCGCUAACAGCAGCAGCAUCACCGGCAGCGGCACGCAGUCAGCGGCUCCUGGCCAAUCAGCUGCAGCGACUGUCACUGCACAGGGAUCUGCAUCAGCUCUUCGUCUCGGUCCAGGCCUGUGGCUCGUCCUGGCCUGUGUGUGGCUUCUGACCUUCACAUGAUAGAUGAUAUGACGUACUUAAUCAAAAAUCUAUGAACUCAUCAUCAGAAAUCCGUUAGAUUAACACAAGUGCUCCAUUGGAUCAAUAAUGUAGCAUCAAAUAUAUAUCGGAGCAAUAUUAAAUAGAAUAUCAGUAAUUCACUUUAGUUGAUUUUUGUGUCUCUCUUGUGUCUUUAUAGUCAUAUUUGUUCUGAAGUUAUUUUUAAUUUAAUUUGUGAUGAUUGUAUAAUCUGUGAACUAAUUUAAAACAUAAGUCUAGUCUAAUAAAAAUAUUUACACAUUAUCUGACGAAAAUGAAGGAAAUCACAGUUUUGUUAAAUUAAUAUGAUAGAAUAGCUAAUUAUUUUGUGCCUUAGUAGAAUAUUAUUUUCACAUUCACUUUUACUGUAAAAUCAAAUCACUUUCACUUCAAUAAAAUCUUCAUCUUUAUCUGCAUCAUA